Molecule: messenger RNA, 1242 nt
Organism: Nomia melanderi (Alkali bee)
Lineage: Eukaryota; Metazoa; Arthropoda; Insecta; Hymenoptera; Halictidae
Source: RefSeq, a predicted model, not a curated record
UCGCGGGACGGCCCCGUCGGCAGGAUGGGCUCGACGAGCAGCUACGAGAAGCUGAGCAACGGCGAGUUCGAGGUCGGCCGCAGCAGGACCCUGCUGCACGUCUCGGACCCCACUCUGAUCGACUCCUGCGGCCAGCGGCGCCGCGCGCGCCGCUACUCGAGCUGCGACCUGGAGAGCCUCUACGAGGGCAUCAGGGUCCUCGACGGAGUGCUGGCUCGGCGCAGCGUGGCGGUCGCCCACGGCCACGCGCCCAAGCAGUCGGUCACCAUCAUGCUGUUCGGCACGCCGAGGCACGCGAUGCGGCGACGGGCGCUCGACGACGAGCCGACUAUCCGCCGGAUCGAGCGGAUCUCGCGAGCCAAUUCUGAAACCCGCUCCGACUGAUCCAGGAGACUCCCUGACUCCAGCGGACUCGGCGAGACAGCGGAGCGAACGGGACAGGAGCCGAUUCCAAGGACGGAAGGAUCGCACGUCGGACGUCGAUUGCAAAACAUGUUUUAUUUGUUGUACGCGCGUCGCGUCGCGUCGGGGCGCGGCGGCGACGCGCUUCCAUAAACUAUCCCAUACAUUUUCUCUGUCCACGUUACUUCCUUUGUCGUUGCGCGCCAUCGUUGCAGGUUCAGAACGAUUAAAGACGUAAUAAAAUAUAUUCUCGCGCGCGCACCCACGCACGAGUCUCGUCUACGUACCUAUUCUGUCGCGGAUUCGCGGGCCGGUCUCCCGACACGCGUGCGACGUGUAAAUAUAUGUACAAGGGUGUCUCGGGAAUGCACCGCGCUGAUGGUACGGCGUGUACGACUCGCCGAACUGACGAGCGAAAUGGACGUCGGUGAACGUCCGUUCGAAAGUCGAUGGUUUGCGAGGCGAGGAUAGAAAUUCUGUUUGAAAACAAUGGGCAGCGAAUCGAGAUCAUCGAGUUAGCUAGAAAAGUAUCACCACCGAAUCAAGAACAUCAAUUUUCCUCGAAAACUGUCAUUGACGAACAAACCUGUCGAACAAUAGUUACAGGGUACGAAAUGAUGCUACGUAUCACGGUGGGAGAUAUUUAACCGUGACCUUGAAAUGACCUUGAAAUGUCCAGCAGAGAUCACGUGAUCAUUCUUAAAUAGAACCCUAUAGUUUCUCCAUAUUUUCGAAGCCCACGUUGAGACUCCGUUUAACCAUAGAAAUGAAGUUUUUCGUAAAUCGUUAUCGAGAUAUCAACGAUCGGAAGUUGCCGAUUGGGUAAUAAUAAUCCGGUGU